Messenger RNA from Aphanomyces astaci, 2835 nucleotides. RefSeq lists its product as hypothetical. Gene Ontology annotation, biological process: transmembrane transport. Lineage: Eukaryota; Oomycota; Saprolegniomycetes; Saprolegniales; Verrucalvaceae. Gene Ontology annotation, molecular function: ABC-type transporter activity; ATP binding; ATP hydrolysis activity. Gene Ontology annotation, cellular component: membrane. Bases 1 to 2835 code for a protein of 944 amino acids. The record is from RefSeq and is a predicted model, not a curated record. The transcript is spliced from 3 exons.
AUGAUGAUGGUGGCAUUUCCAAUCCUGCAGACUCCUCCCCAGGCGGUCGAACCUUCCCCCAUGGUCGCAAUGAAGCGGUCCCGCCUACAAGAACUCGGUGUUGGCGAGUACGCGACCUUGGACUCUCCAAAAAGGUUGGUGCAUGAUACUUCAGCAUGGCGCAACCUGCCCAAUCCAAUGGGGGCCGCGAAUUGGUUCAGUCUCCUGACAAUGCUAUGGAUGGAUCCUCUGAUCCAUCUCGGGGCAAAGAGACCGUUACAAGAACAAGACGUGUGGCAGCUGUGCCCGCAAGACACUGCUGCGCACUUAAAUCAAACGUUCCAGUCACAUUGGGGACAUGAAGUCCGCUCCCAAACACAUCCAAACUACACGCGGGCGCUGUGGCGGACGCUGCAGUUUAAAACGCUGUGGACCACGGCCUUGUACGGGUUCUGCUCUGCCUUGUCGCUUCUACAGCCCGUUGUGAUCAAGUUCCUCUUGGAGUUCCUGCAAGCCUCCCCCUUCGCCGACAACCAGCCCGUCCACACGCCGAUGGGGAUCUCGUCAGGGUAUGUGUUGGCAACUCUCUUGACUGUGUUGUCGUUUCUUUCCGUGACUUUGCAAGAUUAUGGCCAGUUCUUGACCUCCAACUUGGGUGUGAACGCCAAAUCUAUCGUCAUGGAUUGCGUGUAUCUAAAGACCCUCCAUCUGUCGGUGGGAGCGAAGCGUGCCAUGUCGUCUGGAGAAAUCGUCACGCUGUCGAGCGUGGACUCCGAACGUGUAUAUCAAGGGUACUUGGGGGGGCCGUGGGUGUUGAUGGCCCCGCUGACCCUGGUUGUCCUUUUCGUUCUCGUGGGGAUCGCGAUGGGGCCAGUCGUGGGGCUAGUAGGGGGGAUGUCCAUGGCUCUAGUGCUAUACUGGGGCUUCAUCUCGUCCAAAGCCGUGGGCGAAGUCCGCCGCCAGGUCUUGACAGUGCAAGCCGAGCGCGUGAAGCUCACGAGCGAAGUCCUUCAGGGCGUUCGGGUGGUCAAACUGUACGCGUGGGAAAGUUACUUGGAGCGUCGCAUCGACGCCAUCCGUUCCGACGAGUUGCGGUUGCUGCGGUCGUAUCAGUACCAUCGAGUGCUCAACACGAUCGUCCUCAGCAUUGCACCCGUGCUGUCGUUGGCCCUUUGCUUGGCCGUGUACGUCGCCCAAGGCUACCAACUCACCACUUCUGUGGCGUUCACGACCUUGGCCUACAUGAACGUGGCCCGAAUGCCGUGCAGCGUUUUCUCCAGCUCCGUCAUGGGUGUCUCCGAAGCCGUCGCGUCUUGUAUUCGAAUUGGCAAGUUUAUGUCACUCAACGAAGUCGUCCUUAGUGUGGGCUCUCCACUUCAAACCACCCCCAUCGAAGCCACAGUCCAGAUGCAACAUGCAAACUUCAGCUGGAACAUCGACCCCAGUGGUAGACAAGAGGCCAGCGAGAACGAAGGACCAAUGACGUUGAAGGACAUCUCGCUGACCAUCGCCCCCAACACCCUCACGAUCGUAGUGGGGCCCGUCGGUAGCGGCAAGUCCAGCCUCAUCAGCGCGCUCCUGGGAGAAAUCCACCAAGUCAGCGGAAGUCGACUCGUAACUGGACGCGUGGCGUAUGUGAACCAAGAAGCCCACUACCACUUCUUGCCCCAUGCCGAUCGCAUUCUCGUCAUGGAAGACGGCAUGAUCGUCGGGGAUGGAACGUUUGACUCGAUAAAGCAAGGGUUUCCGCAUCUCGUGAGCUUUGACCAAGGGGACGCUACAUGUCCCCAAGCGUCAGAGGUGGAAGUCACGAAAGGCAGCUCCAGCGACGAGGACAUUGAUGGUGGGGGUACAUUGAUUUCAAAAGAAGACCGCAACGUGGGUGGCGUAGCGACUGCCACGUAUGUUGCGUACUUCCACGCGAGUGGACGGAAUGGUGGGGUGGUGUUGGCGACCAUUCUCGCAGCGUACACGUUGUCGCAGGCGGAACUGACGCUGACCGAUUGGUUUAUGGGAUUCUGGUCCAGUCAUACGAGUAACAGCAACCUCACGUCUGCGUCGAUCUACGUCGUGCUCGCUGUGUUGUCGAUGGGGCUCGUGUGGGGGCGUAGCUUGCUCGUGUUGAGGCUGUCGCUUCGCUGUUCCCAGGCCAUGCAUGAAAAGCUGUUUCGCAGAGUCCUUCACGGGCCUGUGACGACGUUCUUCGACAUCACACCUGUUGGCCGCAUCCUCAAUCGGUUCUCGAGCGAUUUAGAUCAAGUCGACAGCAUGCUGCCGUUCACUGGGGUCCUCUUUCUCCAGUUUGCGUUUCAAAUCGCAGCGAUCGUCGUCGUGUGUGCUGCCACGUCACCGUUCAUGUUGGUCGUGUACGCUCCGAUUGUGUUUGGUUUUGCCAAGGUGCAGUUGUACUACAACAAGACGUCGGCCGAGCUCAAGCGCCUCGAAAGUAUGGCGCGAUCCCCCGUGCUGAAUCUCAUUGCAGAGACCGUUAACGGCCUCUCCACCAUCCGCGCCUUUGGCAUGACCGAAGUAUUCGCCCGACAGAAUCGCACCAUACUCGACCACAGCCAGAGCUUCUUCAUGCUGUAUCGCAUGUCCUCUCGUUGGAUGCAAAUGCGGCUGGACUGGCUCUCGUCUGGAAUCGUGGGCGGGGUCGCCUUCAUCGCGGUCGCGUCCAAAGCGAGCAUCGGCAUCACCGCCGCGGGACUCGCUCUCACGUACGCGGCGCAGAUGUCGUCGUUGUUGUCCCGAUUUACAUUCAAAGCAUCAACAUUGGAGAACAUCAUGACGUGCGUGGAACGGCUGGAGCAUUACAUCUCCCCCGCCAAAGACGUGGCCAUCAGUGGGAUCAAUUGA